GCUGCUAACAAACCAGCUGAGUGACUUGUUUCCUGCACUGGAGAUGCGUGGAGUCGAGCCUUAUGUUUUUGAAAAAUAAAGUGGUCCGACUGUUUUCGUCAGCAGGUUUAAGGUAGAAAAUGGCAAAACUAGUAGUUUGGACAGCGUUACUUGUGACGUUUGAAGGCUUCAUCGAUGCUUCAAAGAUCGUUGCUCCGUUGGACAUGGCUCUGGACUGUGUUGAUGAUGCGUACGUAGGCUGUGAGGACAAGAUGGAGAACAAAGUAAAGACUGAGUUUCUGCUCAAUGAGAAAAAUGAGAACAGGAACUUUUCACAGGCCUGGACUGAAGCGGAGAAAUACUACAACAGGAGAUGGAGGCCUAAACCCGGGAAGAAACCCUCCAGGACCUUGACUAGAGAAGAAAUCAUGGCCGUUUAUGUAUAUACACUCGACAGUCCACAGAUCUAUCCAGAAUUCAAUGCUGCAGUUCGAUCACAAAAAUUAAGUUACAAGACAUUUAAAUAUCGCGCACUGCACUUUUUCCUCACGAGUGCCCUUAAAAAGCUGAACGCUCUCAAACUCCAAACAGAAAGGUGUCUCACGAGCUUCAGAAGAGUCGACGGCUACUUCGGCCAAGACGUUCUCAACAAGCAGAUUCGCUUUGGCUCCUUCACCUCCAGCUCCAUGGGGCGGUAUCCUCGUCCUGACAGAUAUGGCGACAAAACCUGCUUUGAGGUUUACACGUGUUUUGGAGCAGACGUCUCCUUGUACUCCAAGUUCGGCGAGUCGGAGAGAGAAGCCCUAAUUCCUCCCUAUGAGGUGUUUAAAGUGCCAAAGGUGGAGAAAAGGUCUGAGCAGAAGGAGCUACCGUGUCGGGUUGUUUAUAACUUGAAGAGCACACAAACAGUCAUUUCCAAUUUAAACUGCGCUCUCUUCUGA
This is a messenger RNA of Nematolebias whitei (Rio pearlfish), 920 nucleotides long. RefSeq names its product NAD(P)(+)--arginine ADP-ribosyltransferase 1-like. The record is from RefSeq and is a predicted model, not a curated record. The transcript has 3 exons. NCBI's taxonomy places the organism in Eukaryota, Metazoa, Chordata, Actinopteri, Cyprinodontiformes, Rivulidae. Gene Ontology annotation, molecular function: NAD+ poly-ADP-ribosyltransferase activity; NAD+-protein-arginine ADP-ribosyltransferase activity. The coding region runs from base 120 to 920 and encodes 266 amino acids.